Messenger RNA from Parathielavia appendiculata, 300 nucleotides. RefSeq lists its product as uncharacterized. Lineage: Eukaryota; Fungi; Ascomycota; Sordariomycetes; Sordariales; Chaetomiaceae. The record is from RefSeq and is a predicted model, not a curated record. Bases 24 to 200 code for a protein of 58 amino acids. The transcript has a single exon.
UCACAAGCUAACCUGUCACCUGUAUGCCUUGCUCGGUACUUGCGCCUACACAGUACUACGGGUCUGACGCUCUCUCAACUACCUACCAGCAGCCAGAUUGUGAGAAUACCGAAUUCGGGCUCUACCUUGACUGUCCGUCCAAUUCACUUGAGGACGAAGCCAAACCACACUCUGGCGAUGACGGUCCCCGAGGAACCUGAACAGUCCAUCGAGUCUUCACCGGCAAACAAUGCUCGCCGAGAAUCCACUUCUCAUCAGAACAAGACCACGUGAGAUCUCCUGAUCGUCAGAUGAUUCAUC